Molecule: messenger RNA, 1034 nt
Organism: Durio zibethinus
Lineage: Eukaryota; Viridiplantae; Streptophyta; Magnoliopsida; Malvales; Malvaceae
Source: RefSeq, a predicted model, not a curated record
AAGACUGAGCCUAGAAGUCAUUGAAACCCACGAGUGAUGGGCGCAAUAGAAAAAGCCGAAAUGCUAGCUGAAAAGCGCAGUCCGAAUUGGAGAGAAGGGUUCAUUGUGUCGGCGAAGAACGGAAAAGAGGAGACUAGAUGCCAUGGACCGUAUGGACGCCGAUAUGAUGCAGACGGAGGAAACCGCCGCGACGGCGCCGCACCAGCAUGGUCAAAAAGAAGUCGGGAUGGAGCUGCUCACAAUGGCUCGCAACCUUAUCGAUCAAGGCAAGCCUUCUCAGGCUCUUCAAGCGAUUGUGAUGGCCAUGAGAACUAGAGGUGGUGAUGAAGCUGUAUUUCAGUCGUUAUACCGUGCUCGUGAAGUCUACAGAACUAGAAUGCAAGAAAACACUGCAGUUGAUCAGCUGGCUUCUUUGUUUGCCGAGUGUGCAAUAGCUGAAGCCCAGCCUUUAAAAGCUGAACCAUUACCAUGCAACCUUAACUGUCCGUCCAUUGCAUCAGAUGCUCAUGGGACUUCUAUACUUGCUGAAACAGGCAGAAUGCAAAUUGUAUUGGAUGCAUUCUCUGAUGGAAGCAGCUUUAUCUGUUUACAUUGUGGUGGUCUUGUUAGUAAUCAUCGCAAAGACGAGCACUAUGCAUACUGGUGCGGCAAUAUGUGAUGUGCUGGUACAUGGAGUCCAUAUUUGCUCACUUUAUAUACUUCUUCCAAUGCAUGUAAUGAGACUCAUACUUCUCCUAUCACUCUGUCUGCAUUCUGGAUAUGGGGACAACUGCUGUUGGUGUACCAAUGACAAUCAGUACCAAGCCAAUUCUUCAUUGCCCGAUAUAUAGGGUUUUAUAGUCAUGCAUCAAUCAAAAGUGAGCAAAUCUGUUCCUUUCCUAUGAGUUAGAAUACUGUACUCCUCCUGUGAUGAUGUUUUUUUUCAACAGAACAAAAUAAGUUAAAAUUUGAUUGAGUGAACAAUGAUGUACCAAAUCAGUGUAUCAUAUGUCUUACUGUUCUGAAGUUUGAAAAUUGUUGCCUUUUUCUAUUAA